Messenger RNA from Fusarium vanettenii 77-13-4, 1317 nucleotides. RefSeq lists its product as uncharacterized. The record is from RefSeq and is a predicted model, not a curated record. The annotation marks the transcript as partial. The transcript has 4 exons. Gene Ontology annotation, molecular function: chondroitin hydrolase activity. NCBI's taxonomy places the organism in Eukaryota, Fungi, Ascomycota, Sordariomycetes, Hypocreales, Nectriaceae. Gene Ontology annotation, biological process: polysaccharide catabolic process.
CUCUACUCUCCUUCUGUUGGAGCGAAGAUUUGGGGUAUCGCUGAAAGAGACCUCGACUCGUCCGAGCCACCUACAUGGUAUCCAGAGUACACCAAGCCAGGAAGCACCGGAUACGUCUAUAGGGAUCUUUCAUUCUGGACCUCAGGGUUCUUUCCCGGUUCCCUCCACCUCCUCCUGGAACGUACACGGAAGUUUCGAAGCGAGUUGGACUUGGUUGGUUACAAUUCGGAAAAGGGAGCCGCUCCUCAUGUUCUUCAGCUCGAACAUGCUUGCAAAUGGUGGACCGAGAACUUGCACCAAAAUGCCUCCCUCCUCGGCACGCAUGAUCUCGGGUUCAUGAUCUUCCCUUGGGCUCGUGUGCAAUGGGAUCUUCACCGUGAUCAAAGGGCAUUUGACACCAUGAUGAAAGCAGCAAACACUCUGGCUGAUCGCUUCAGCGAGACCACCGGCUGUAUGAGGUCUUGGGAUAAGUGCCAAACAAAGUGUUACUCGUUUAUAGAUACCAGCAAAGACUUUCUGGUAAUCAUCGAUAACAUGAUGAAUCUUGAGCUUCUCUUCUGGGCUGCAUCCCAAACCCCCUCUAGAGCAGAGUCAAUUCGUCUUUUCGACAUUGCGGUUGCCCACGCACGUACCUCGCAAAAGUAUCACGUCCGCGCCGACUCGUCCACCUGCCACGUCGUCAACUUCGAUCCUUCGACCGGUACCCUCAAAGAGCGCCUUACAAACCAGGGUUAUAGCCAUACCUCGUGCUGGUCUCGCGGCCAGGCGUGGGCGAUCGCAGGAUUUGCCGAAGCGUAUAAAUGGAGUGGCGAGGCUUCGUUCCUUGACACGGCUAAGCGCUGUGCCGACUACUUUCUAAAGAGGUUACCUGACACACAGAUUCCUCCAUGGGAUUUUGACGCUGCCGGAACCACUGGCAGUACGCAGCAACCUCCUGAUACGAGUGCGGCGCUUGUAGCCGCGUAUGGAAUGUUGGUCAUUCAUCAAAUGCUUCUCAACCGUAGCGAGAAGUCUUCCUACCUUGAACAUGCACUACGAAUCGUGGACGCUGUUUGUUCUAGACACUUGAACCCUUUAGCAUAUGGGAAGGAAAAGACCCGGUCCAUCGACACUGUUGAAAACGGUUCUGGUGUGCCCGUGUCGCACGUGGAGUGGGAUGUUGGCGAGGGGGAAACGAUUGUCAACGGAGCGACGAUUAACAACUUCAAGUUUGCUCCGCGCCGAUGGGCCGAUCAUGGACUGGUUUAUGCUGAUUACUUUUUCCUUCUUGUUGGAAAUAAGCUUCUAGAGAUGAAUGUUCUUAGGCAGAUGCUGUAG